Messenger RNA from Odocoileus virginianus texanus, 1187 nucleotides. RefSeq names its product interferon induced protein 35 (gene IFI35). The record is from RefSeq and is a predicted model, not a curated record. NCBI's taxonomy places the organism in Eukaryota, Metazoa, Chordata, Mammalia, Artiodactyla, Cervidae. Gene Ontology annotation, cellular component: nucleus.
AGGGACUUCAGUCAAAUGAAAGUGAAAGCAAACAGCCUGCAUAAGAAAGAAGUGUCUUCCAGGCCCCGGUGGGUACGACCAAAGCUCCUCAAAGUGCAAGCAAGAUUUCAGUUAUUGGGGACUCUGCCAACGUGUGCCCAGCUCUGAAGGUUCACCUCUUGCCAACUGGACCCCAGACUAUGUCGGCUCUCCAGGCCCUUCAGGAGGAACAGGCCAGACUAAAGAUAAGGCUGCAGGAGCUGCAGGAGCUGCAGAGGAAUCUCAGGGACUGCCCCCAAGACAAGGUCCCAUUCCCUGUGCCCGAGUCCCCCCUGGUGUUCCGAGGACACUUUCAGGAGGGCAAGGCAACGGCCAAGUCUGUGGUUUCCCAUGUGCGGAUUUGUUACCCUCUGCCUGGAGGCUCUGCUCUGGUGACCUUUGAUGACCCCAAUGUGGCCAAGCAGGUGCUGCAGCAAAAGGAGCAUCAGAUCAACGUGGAAGGGUUCCGGCUGAGGGUUCAAGUCCAGCCCCUGGAGCUACCCGUGCUGACCAGCAUCCAGGUGUCCAGCCGGAAGAAUGACCAGAGAGUGCUGGUCAGUGGGUUUCCUGCCGAGCUCAAGCUAAGUGAGGAGGAGCUGCUGGACAAGCUGGAGAUCUUCUUUGGCAAGACCAAGAAUGGAGGUGGUGACGUGGAGAUGAGGGAACUGCUGCAAGGGGGUGUCAUGCUGGGCUUUACUGAGGAUGGAGUGGCCCAGCACCUGUGCCAGAUGGGCCAGUUCACAGUGCCACUGGGUAAGCAGCAGUCCUGUCUGACAGUCUCUCCCUACAUGAGCGGGAAGAUCCAGAAGGCCGAGGUCAGGCCCCAGCCUGUGCCCCAGUCCGUGCUGGUGCUCAACAUUCCCGAUGUCCUGGACAGCCCAGAGCUACAAGACAUCCUGGAGAUCCACUUCCAGAAACCCACCCGUGGAGGUGGGGAGGUAGAAGCUGUGACAGUCGUGCCCCCGGGACAGCGGGGCCUGGCAGUCUUCACUUCGAAGUCAGGCUAGGAGCCCGCCCUACUCAUCAAGCCCACCUCUCUGCCAAGGCUCUUAAACCAGGUUGGGGCUGGAGGCAUGUACAGGAGAAAGUGAUGACGCUGGUCAACGAAGGGAGGUAUUAUGAGCGAUGAAAUGCUGCCCAAGAACAGUAAAAGUGCCUGCCUGGCGUGA